CAUGUCGCCUAUCCAUUCCUUGAUUGUUUUCUGACUGUGCCUCUCGGCGGUUCCACAUCCAAUGACGCACUCUGGAAUACUCGUUUAGCUCCAGGUAUGUCUCACGUUCACUGCCUUUUCUCUCUCCCUGAUGAACCCGGGACCGCCAUGGUGAGCAUUCCAUUUCACGGUCAUUUCUACUCCCUCAAGCAUUCUCUUGGCUUCGCGCAAGUCACCCGAAUGCCGCUAAUAGCCAGGGCAAUGGGCCUUUUUGGUCGAGUUUGAUACAGCGGGAGUACAUGCGUGUGUCUCCGGAAGUAUACUUAUGUCUGGCUUGCUCUCCGCUUGGGCGUGUACGCACGCCCAAUGCUGGCGGGGCCUAUGUCUCCGGUCUCACCACUCACGACCUCAAUGCCCGCGGCUGAGCAAGUCCUACUCUGGAUCUACACCAACCCCGCGCGCCGCGUGCACGACUCCGCUUUUUACAAAUGGCACGAAGCCGAGCGCAUGCCCGCCCUCCUCGACAUUCCCGAAUCGCUCUUCCUCUCCUGCACGCGCUGGAUAGCCGCAGAUCGCAAGACGCCUACGUAUCUCUCCCUCUACGACCUGGCCCUCCGCAGUACCGUACACGACCCCGAGUAUAUUGCUCUCAACGAGAAGCACGCGCUCGAGACUCGCCGAGCCGAGUUUGUUGAGAGUCGCGUGUACGAACCGGUAGACGUGCUAUGUCCCUCGCCCACAUGGACGACUGACAGCAUCACAACGGAUGAAUACGCACCUUCACGGUAUAUCACCGUGGUGGAAGCGGACUUGGCGAUGUUCGCAGAAAGCGAGUUCUGCCGGUGGUACGACGAGGAACACAUCCCACUCCUGUCGCGCGUGCCCGGUUGGGUUCGCAGCCGCCGCUUCGUUCUGCAGGAAGUCCUCGGU
Dichomitus squalens LYAD-421 SS1 is the source of this 909-nucleotide messenger RNA. RefSeq lists its product as uncharacterized. NCBI's taxonomy places the organism in Eukaryota, Fungi, Basidiomycota, Agaricomycetes, Polyporales, Polyporaceae. The annotation marks the transcript as partial. The record is from RefSeq and is a predicted model, not a curated record. The transcript has 2 exons.